AUGACGUCCUCCGACCCGCCCGUCCGCGUCGUCCUCGUGAGCCACGACAAGAGGCCGCUGUUCCACUACGUCAAGCUCGCGCUCGACGCGCUGAAGUCCGACGCGCACGGCGACCGCGUCGUCGUGCGCCUGACGGGGAUGGGGAUGGCGUGCGCGAGGGUGGUCACGCUCGCGGAGCUCCUCAAGCGCGACGGCGCGUGCGUCGUGACGAGGACGAGGACGGGGAGCGUGAAGGGCGCGCGCGAGGGGGACCCGGACCGGGACUCGACGAAGAGCGCGAUCGAGAUGGACGUGACGCGGGGGGGAGCGUUCGAAGCCAAGGCGGGCGACGUGUUUCGAAGGAGGAAGGUCGAGGCUUCGUCUUCAGAACUACCUUCGUGA
Micromonas pusilla CCMP1545 is the source of this 381-nucleotide messenger RNA. RefSeq lists its product as uncharacterized. Bases 1 to 381 code for a protein of 126 amino acids. Gene Ontology annotation, molecular function: nucleic acid binding. The record is from RefSeq and is a predicted model, not a curated record. NCBI's taxonomy places the organism in Eukaryota, Viridiplantae, Chlorophyta, Mamiellophyceae, Mamiellales, Mamiellaceae. The transcript has a single exon.